This is a messenger RNA of Nematostella vectensis (starlet sea anemone), 2560 nucleotides long. Its product is annotated as cadherin EGF LAG seven-pass G-type receptor 1. The transcript has 16 exons. The record is from RefSeq and is a predicted model, not a curated record. NCBI's taxonomy places the organism in Eukaryota, Metazoa, Cnidaria, Anthozoa, Actiniaria, Edwardsiidae. Gene Ontology annotation, molecular function: G protein-coupled receptor activity. Gene Ontology annotation, cellular component: membrane. Gene Ontology annotation, biological process: cell surface receptor signaling pathway; adenylate cyclase-activating G protein-coupled receptor signaling pathway. The coding region runs from base 440 to 2119 and encodes 559 amino acids.
AACAACUCUUCAUUUUGUAUAUAUUUGCGAACCAGUCAUAAGUCGAGACGGAGGAAAUAUUUUAUGAGCUUGAAAUUUGAUGACCUUUUUGAAAAAGGGGGUUAUUAAGAGAGGCUUCCAAAUAUCCGACUGCACAUCACGGCGUUGUAAUGCGCUUGUGUUGAGAGGAAACGCGUGUAUGAACGAUGCUCGCACACUUGCAAACUACGAGCCUUGCGGUAGGACGAGGAAAGUACGGUCACUUUAUCACCUCCCUUACCGAGAUCUUAUCGCAGUUGAAGUGAAAAAGACUAUCAUUUGAGAAAACUAUUGCCAACGGCAACUUAGAGCGACCGAAAGGAUUCUAUUGAAAAUAACAGGGAAAACAAGUGCAAUGGUUUGAAACCGGUUAAGUGAAACUGGCAAACAUUACGAAACGAUAACAAAGCGAGCGAUAGAAAUGGCGAGUGUCGUCUACACUUUACAUGCUACCACAAUUGUCGGCUGUAGCAUUUCCUUGUUUUUCUCCAUUCUUGCUCUCGUGGCCCUGGUUUGUUUCAGGCCGCGUACUGAAGCGCAUUCGGUAAAGAAGAACCUUACCGUCUCCCUGUGUUUGACACAACUUGUCCUACUCACGGGGAUAUUUGGCUAUGGGACCGAGGUCGGAUGUCGUGCGCUGUCCUGUCUCCUGCAUUUUGCGGGCUCAGCGUGUUUCGUGUGGUGCGCAAUAGAUGCCCUCAGCUUGUACUUCUUCCAUAUCAACAGCUUUCAUCCAGUCAGACACGUACACUUUUAUCUUAUCCUUGGAUGGGGUAUACCAACAAUGGUCUUAACUAUAACGAUACUCGUCGGGUUUCUUGGGAACAGGGGCAGACACUUUUUGACUGUGUAUACGUGUUGGACUUCUGAUCACGUGAUGUGGGCCUUCGUCGUUCCAUCUAUUACAUUAGCCACGGUUAAUAUAGGGAUCCUAUGCACGAUUCUGCGCAAGCUAAGACAACCUUCAUAUGACGUGUGUCCCAAGUCAGUCAUGGAAAAGCGCGGCACAAGGUACGGGCUCCGCACCAACUCCCUGAUGCUGCUCGGUUUGACUCUUGGUUGGGUCUUCGCAAUGCUCUCCUUCAAGGACGGCGAAAACGCGCGAUAUCAGCUGACCUUUGGGUUAGUGCAAGGCCUACAGGGCAUAUUCCUAUUCUUCUUCCAUUGCGUUCUUAAUAGUGACCAUGUAAAGAGUAGUGGGUACUCCAGCGCGGGAAAACAGAAAGAAGAGAAAACUAUUGACCAAGCACGGGGGAGAAAGAUAGAGCCACAGCAGACAAGCGCUCGGCGCAAGCCUGGAGGUCGCAAGCCGCUGAUUGAGAACGUCCCGUUGAUUUCGAUUGCAAGCAGCAGCAAAACGGACGAUGGGAGAAGCACAGAUUCCGCGGGGACCAAAGAUUCUCAGAUCACACCAACAGCGGAUCCUCUACAAGUCAACCUAACGACCCAUCCGGUAAAACCGAGAGAAGUCACGCCCGUCCGAACUUUGCCCGAGUAUGCUGGAAUGAUUCCACAACUCCCGGGGACGCCCGAAGAAAGUACGAGGCCUCCUGAAACUGCUCGGAGGGAGGAACGUACGAGCAUGCCCGUGGAUCUGGGAGAGCGCCAGUCCGCCAUGAACAUGACUAAGGCACACCGUCUAUCGACAAACGGGACGAUCUCCAAAUCAAGUACGGGAGAGCGAAACAACCGGCUGGAACCAACCGAUCGACACCAGUUCACAAGUAAUGAACAUCGAUCCAAGUCAAUAAGCGACCCAACAAUACCGGAUAGUGGCAAUGCCCAGGAAUCUCACAAACAAAAGCGCAAAUCAAGUGGUGAGACAUCUGAUCGGCUAAGAACGCAUUCUACAGACAGAAAGAGGACAAAUCAUGGCUCAUCACUAAACGAGCUGGAAAGUCUGUUUUCCAAUACGGAGUUCCCCAGAGCUCAACGCUCGUCAGUAUCCAGUCUCCGCGAGAGAAGAGCAUCACGUGAGACCGAGAAACGAUUGUCCAAAGGUUCAUCAAUCGAGUCACAUGAGCCCGACACACAGGGUGGACAUCUAGAGGUCGAACAGCCAAAAGCCAGUCCAGAGAAGCCAGAUCAAACUAUAUCAUGACGUUAUAGAGAAACUUGACAACGUCAUCACAAUGACUGCGAUAACACAAAGCAAUAGUGACGUCAGAGUGCUCUUGGCGCCACGAAGAGACUCGGACAAUUAGUCCACACGGCUGUUAGUAAAUGCUAAUGAUAACAUGUAAUAUAUUAAUAAUACACAAACCUUAGUUUUACUCUUUUAAAACUAUGACGUCGCUACUAGGGUAGACGCCAUGUGAAACGGGAUGACGUCAUAUACCUAUGACAUGUUUCAGCUACAAAAAAUGUAAAUAUAAUUUAGUGUUGAUUUCACUUUAAUUAGUCAUUUUUCAAGGCCGAUGAAAACCCGAAUUGCAUUCAGAAUAUCGAUAGAAAUAUUAACAUCCCUAUUUGUUUCAGAUGUUCUCAUGUGUAUAUUGUAAAUAAAGUAAAUUCGGUAACAAUAUAAAUCAUUAGAACUAAA